AUGCAAUGCUACUAUGAGGUACUACGCACUACGCGCGACGCAUCAUCUGCGGAGAUCAAGAAAGCCUUUCGAUUGCAGGCGCUACGAUGGCAUCCAGACAAGCAUCACAAAAAUGGGGUUUCGAGAGAGGAAUCUACUGAAAAGUUCCAGACCAUUCAGAACGCCUAUGAAGUACUCAGUGAUCCACACGAGAAGAAAUGGUAUGACGAACAUCGAGAGCAGAUUCUACGUGGUGGAGACAAUAAUGAUAACGGAAAAGAGGAUGAGCUAGAUUUGUUUCGGUAUUUCAGCGCGUCGGUUUAUUCGGGCUUUGGCACGGACGAAACGAGCUUUUAUUCCGUGUAUAGCAAAGUCUUUACAAAGAUUGAUGAAUUGGAUAUCGACGCUCGUGAUGGGUCAAAGUCUGAAGUUGCGCCGCAGUUUGGAAUUUUUAACUCGAUGACAGAAGAUGUCAAUUUCUUCUACCAACACUGGAAAAGUUAUACAACGCAGCAAGGUUUUGCAUGGGUGGACGAGUACAAAACAACUGACGCGCCGACAAGAUUAGUACGACGAGCGAUGGAGAAGGAGAACAAGAAGCUACGAGAUGCAGCUAAAAAGGCGUUUACUACUGAAGUUCGUGAGCUAGUGGAUUUCGUAUAUCGUCGGGACCCGCGUGUACGAGCAUUCCAGCAGCAAAAGCAGAAAGAGAAGGAACAGCGACGCAUGGAGGAAGAGGCAAAGAAACGUGAGAAACAAGCGGUGUUUGAUGCUGAGCGACGAACAUUCCAGGAUCAGCAGGAGAAGCUUUGGGCCAACAAUAGUAUAGAGACUAGCCGCGUUGCUGACAGAGACAUUGAACUGGAGCUCGAAAAGCUCCGUAAAAGACUGGAUGCCGACGUACUUGUGUGUGACAUUUGUAGUAAGACUUUUAAGUCGAUGAAGCAGUUGCAGAACCACGUAACGUCGAAAAAGCAUCGUGAGAAAGAGAAAGAGCUCGGUGUUAUCAGUGAUCUUAGCAUUUUGGACGAAAUGGACAGAGAACUACAGGAGGAGCUUGUCGCUCUUGGUAAGGUUAAGCGUGAGGCAAAUGAGGACGAUGAUGCGUCGGUCAAACCAUCCAUAGAUGUUGAGCAGAAUGAUGUCAAGGAUAAUGAUACCGAUCAGCAGGAAGCAAGUGAAAGAGCUGUGCAUUUGAAGGUUGCGGCUGAUUGUGUGCGACUUGAAAAGGAGCAGAAGGCUGCUGAGAAGCGCCAGGAACGCAAAGCGAUGCGUAAGAAUAAGAAGAAGGAGAACGUAGAGAAGAUUAUGAGCAGUGCCCGCUCAAAAAAGGAGAAGGAGGAAGAGGAGGAAAACCAUUGUAGUCGAGGAAAGAAGGGUAACAAGAAGCGAAGAUAG
Molecule: messenger RNA, 1377 nt
Organism: Peronospora belbahrii
Lineage: Eukaryota; Oomycota; Peronosporomycetes; Peronosporales; Peronosporaceae
Source: the annotation of a GenBank genome assembly